AUGGCUACAAGGAAGUCCGUAUCAGAUGCAUACAACAAUGGACCCAUCAGCUACCUUGAUGAUGUUCCUUUCAAGGUCAAUGAAAAGUUUCGCUGUCCUGCCAAAGUGGGGCUACCUGUUGGCUUUUGUAUGCCAGACUGCAGUUCUUUGUUGGCGAGCACACAGUAUGACUUUUCUCUGGAGAAGCGGACUGUUCGCUGGGGGUUGGAGCUGGCUGAGGCGCGAGAAGCAGAGGCACGUGCAGAAGAGGCCGCAGCAAAGCAGGUGGAAGAAAAUCAAGAAACCUCGGCUCAGCCUGAGGACCCUAAUAACGGUGGAGGAAAGAAAUCUCAAUCUGCUGUUGGGGAUCACGACCUUCCCCCUCCAGCAAUGAACCCUGUCCUGGCGGGACUAAACCAUGAUGCUAUACUCACUCCUCUGCCUGCCCCAAGUUUUGGUCUGAGGAAAAUCCAACCUAGCACUCCUCAACCACACGGCCUCAACCUUGCUGACUUUGAGCGAGAAGAGGAUCCGUUUGACAAACUGGAGCUUAAAACGUUGGACGAUAAAGAGGAGCUUCGAAACAUUCUUCAGAGUCAGCCUCAACCUGCUCCUUCUGGAUCCCCUCCGGAUGGGUCCCAGCAAGCGCCAGCUUCACGUGGAAACAGCCCAUCUCCUCCUAUCAACACCAGCCUUCCUGUGAAACCAGGCUUUGCUCAUAAACCCAAUGGCUUGGUUUCCUUGAUGGAUUUGGACAGAGUUGGGCACCAAGGGAGAUCAGGUUUUGAAGCCGAGGAUCGGCCCUGCAAUAUCCGCUCUCUGACUUUUCCCAAACUUUCCGAUUCUGGGGAUCCUGAGCCAGUUAAAUACAGCCCACGCCCUGCACCUGUGCCUACUCCACGACAGAACCUUCCUAAUGGCAGUCCCCCAAUUAUACACAAGUCCCAAGUUAUUGUUGCACCAGCGCACUUCAGCUUCAAUAAGAGUGGUGGACCAAAACAGGCAAACUCUGGAUCAGGUUCUGCUGGCUUGCCAUGUGGGGGAGCCUUGCUUAGCAUGACGCCUGGUGAGCGCCAAUGUGUGGAAACCCUUGUGGGCAUGGGUUAUUCUUAUGAAGGUGUUCUUCGGGCUAUGCAGCGACAAGGGCAGAAUGUGGAGCAGGUAUUGGAUUAUCUCUUUGUCCAUGGACGUCUCUGUGAACGGGGCUUCGAUGCAAGCGCAGUGGAGGAAUGUUUAGAGAUGUACCAAUGCUCAGAAGAAAAGGCGUUGCAGUUCCUUGAGCUGAUGUCCAGAUUCGGUGAAAUGGGAUUUGAGCGGGAGACCAUUAAGGAGGUGCUCCUGGUCCACAACAACGAUCAGGACAAGGCGCUAGAGGACUUAAUGGCACGGGCUGCGGCUAGCUGA
This is a messenger RNA of Nerophis lumbriciformis (worm pipefish), 1383 nucleotides long. The record is from RefSeq and is a predicted model, not a curated record. Lineage: Eukaryota; Metazoa; Chordata; Actinopteri; Syngnathiformes; Syngnathidae.